GAAAAACUUCAAUCAAAAAAAAUGUACAAGAAACAAAGUCGCCCGUUAUUGAAAGGAAACAAUAACAGGAAAAAACUAUUACCAUCUGUUUGGACGCAAUUCUUGGAGCAGCUGUUUUAGUAUUGCAUUGUAGUACUUAGAAACAGACCGACGACGUACAAUGUCUUAUUCACUACUGUUAAUAAUUUUUACUAUCGUUGGCUUUAAGCAAAAUUUGGUCAUGGCGCUUAGAGAAAAAACACCACAGAACAUAUUGCAAUGUAGAGCUCUUUCUAAGGAAUUGAAUUAUGAUAAGGAGACCAUGCUGCGGACCACUUGGACGUCUGUGUACAGUUGGAAAAAUGAUGACUGCGUCGUUUUCAGCUUCAGUAUACCUACAGAAGACUUUGUGAGACGUGUGUAUGAAGAAGUUGGUCAUCAAUUAAAAGAGCAACCGAAUUGGGCGGAUCCCGUUUUGAUGAUGACUGUGAAAUUUAAAAAUAAAAUGCUCACUCACAAUGCGCUUUUAUUCAAAGACGUGGGAUUUCCCGGAAAUUUCCGUAUUGUGCCGGACUUAGCUUAUGAACCUCAACCUGCCGACAUGACCUACGACCCACAGCCGCUUCACAAAGUGAGUUUUAAGCUGAUGAAAGUGUCAAGCAGUCAGGGUUGUCCGAAGACCAAGUUUAUGCUCAUCCUACUGUGUGACACUGGCGUGAUAGUGACAGCUGAGGUGCAGGGUCAAUGCCCCCGCGCGCCGCUCGUGUCUGCGGUGGCUAGCAGGCUGAAGCUCUAUGAUGGACGCCUCACCUGCUUUAAGGAAUACAAUAUAACACGGUUGAUAUAGUGACUGAGAGCAUUGCCGACUAUACUACCGUUUCACGUUCAAGUAAAGAUGCUUUUCCACCAGAGAUGUAGGUAGGUACUAUGGAGCUUUGCUUUAUUAUGAAAGAAAUCCAUGCUAGUGCUACCAAUAAACAUGAUUUGAGGAUAUCAAACGCAUCCACAGUAACGUAGCAUAGCACAUCUCAGGUUGAAAAGCACAUUUUGGGUGGAAAAACUAAAUAAAGAAUGUUAAAUAAAAUAAAUGUAUGUUUUAAUCGACCUAAGAAAUUAUUAUUUGUAUUUAGUCGACUUUAUAACGAUAGAUUUCAGGAUCGACUGAAGUCACCAAAAAAUUUACUUAACAAAUUCAGAUGGAUCUUAGUAUUAGACGUUGGUAUGUAUAACUUGGCAUGUUGAAUUUGGUUCUGAGGAAAGACAAUUUUAUAACCGAAACAGCGCCAUUCAAGAGUAAUAUUACAUUUAAACAAUAACAUUACCAGACAUUAUAAAUUGUCAUUUUAAAACACGAUAAAGUCAGAAUAUUUAUAGCCAUGGCAUCAAAUAAAAGAACGUGUACUGUAAAAUUAAAUUUAGUUAUAUCUUUAAUUUUCAUAUCUUAUUUAAUUUGUAAAACUGAUUUACUCGUGUUAGGCCAAACAAAUCCAGUGAAAACGUCUUCGUUUAGUCAAGCGUGUAGAUCAUUAUCACAGGAACUA
This is a messenger RNA of Plutella xylostella (diamondback moth), 1520 nucleotides long. RefSeq lists its product as uncharacterized. Lineage: Eukaryota; Metazoa; Arthropoda; Insecta; Lepidoptera; Plutellidae. The record is from RefSeq and is a predicted model, not a curated record.